GAGUGUUCUCAGUCGCCGCUGGUGCGAGGGACACAACCAUUGCGCCUUUUCAUAAAUUAGUAAACCGAUGCCCCGCCUCCACCCCCACCCUGCGGAGGAUGCAGUCACAGAGAAGGGUCCCGGGACUCGGACUUCCAGCCCAAGGUGGCCUGGGUCGCGGAGAAGCCUUGUGUGCUGGCCAUGAAGACGCUCCGGGCUCGAUUUAAGAAGACAGAGCUGCGGCUCAGCCCCACCGACCUUGGCUCCUGCCCGCCCUGUGGUCCCUGUCCCAUCCCGAAGCCGGCAGCCAGGGUCAGACGCCAGAGCCAGGACUGGGGCAAAAGUGAUGAGCGGCUGCUGCAGGCUGUGGAGAGCAAUGAUGCCACCCGGGUGGCCUCCCUCAUCGUGCGCAAGGGUCUAGUGCCCACGAAGCUGGACCCUGAGGGCAAGUCCGCAUUCCACCUGGCAGCUAUGAGGGGUGCAGCCAGCUGUCUGGAGGUGAUGCUGGCACACGGCGCCAACGUCAUGAGCACAGACGGGGCAGGUUACAAUGCCCUCCACCUGGCUGCCAAGUAUGGGCAUCCACAGUGUUUGAAGCAACUGCUCCAGGCAUCCUGCGUGGUGGACAUUGUGGACAGCAGUGGGUGGACGGCCUUGCAUCAUGCAGCGGCUGGUGGCUGCAUCUCUUGCUCAGAAAUGCUCUGCUCCUUCAAGGCACAUCUGAAUCCCCGGGAUCGGUUGGGUACAACGCCCCUCAUCAUAGCAGCUCAGAUGUGUCACACCGAUCUGUGCCGCCUCCUCCUGCAGCAGGGGGCUGCCGUGAACGACCAGGACCUGCAGGGCAGGACAGCCCUCAUGCUGGCCUGUGAGGGGGCUAACCCUGAGACAGUGGAGGUGCUGCUGCAGGGAGGGGCCCAGCCAGGCAUCACCGACGCCCUGGGCCAGGACGCUGCUCACUAUGGCACCCUGGCAGGGGACAAACUUAUCCUGCACCUCCUGCAGGAGGCGGCCCAGCGCCCCUCACCAGCCAGCGAGGAAGACUCGGGGGAGGCAUCAUCUCAGAACUCUGUGUCCAGCCAUGAGAAGCGGGGGGCUCCCAAGAAGCGGAAGGCGCCUCAGCCUCCCACCAGCACCCCAAUGCCGGAUGACCGAGAUGCCUAUGAGGAGAUUGUGCGGCUGCGACAGGAGAAGGGCCGCCUGCUUCAGAAGAUCCGGGGCCUGGAGCAGCACAAGGAACGGAGGAAGCAGGAGCUGCCAGAGGCGGAGGCCAGCUCCCUGCACAGCCUGGAGAGACAGGUGCAAGAGCUACAGCAGCUGCUGGCAGAGAAGCAGGAGGAGAAGGAGAGUCUGGGACGGGAGGUGGAGAGUUUGCAGAGCCGGCUGUCCCUGCUGGAGAAUGAGCGGGAGAACACCAGCUAUGACGUGGCCACGCUGCAGGAUGAGGAGGGUGAGCUGCCCGACUUUCCAGGGGCCGAGACGUUGCUCUCCAAGCAGCUCAGCCCGUCAGCCCAGGAGCUCUUGGCCUCGCUGCGGGAACAGGUGGCCACGCUCACCAGACAGAACCAGGAGCUGAUGGAGAAGGUCCAGAUCCUGGAGAACUUUGAGAAGGAUGAAAUGGAGGCAAACGGAUCCGCCGAGGUCGUCCCUCUGGCCCUCUAUGACUCGCUCCGGGCUGAGCUGGACCAGCUGCGCAGGCAGCAUGCUGAGGCUGUGCGGGUGCUGGAGCAGCAGGAAGUCCAGGGGACCCCCAGAGAAGAGAAGGGAGCCCCUGGGGAGCACAAGGACACAGGAGCCAAGACCACCCAAAAUGGCCCAACGGAAAUGGAGAUUGAUGGCAUCGCGGCUCCAGAAACAAAAAUGAAUGGAGCUGAGGCCACAGAUGAUGAGGCUGCAGAAGCUGGAACCACGGAAGCCAGGACUUUGGAAGCAGCAUCCACAGGGACCGAGGUCCUGGAAACUAAACCCACGGACAGUCAGGCCACGGAAACAGAGGGCGCGGGAGCUGAGGCUUUGGAAACAAAGGCCACAGGGGCUGAGGCCACAGAAACGGAUGCUCUAGGAGGAGGAGGAAACCUGGAAGCACAGGCCACGGGAGCAGAGGCCACAAAUAUGAAAGCAGAGGAACCAGAAAUGAAGGCCAAUGGAGUGAGCGAAGUGGAAGGAGAGCUCAGAGGCACAGAGACCACAAAUGAGGCCACAGGAAUAGAGGCCACCACCCCUAGUGCCCCCACUGGCCCCGUCCUACACCCUGGUGCUGCCGAAGCCUCGGAAAAGCUGCAAACCGAACUGGAGACUAGGAUUCGUGGCUUGGAGGAGGCCCUGUGGCAGCGGGAGCGGGAGGCAGCCACCGAGCUGGAGGCAGCCCGUCAAGUGGGAGAGGCCACGGAGGGUGGCAGUGGUGACAUGGUCCAACUGCGGGCAGCCCUGGAGCAGGCCCGGGAGGACCUCCGAGACCGGGACUCUCGCCUCCGGGAGCUGGAGGCCACCUUGGCCUGGCUGGACGAGGCCCGAGCGGCCAGGCUGCUGGCCGAGGAGGAGGCCCGGGGCCUGCGGGCAGAGCUGGCCCAGCGGGAGGGCCGGGCGGCCAGCCUGGAGCAGGAGGUGGUGGCCACGGGCAAGGAGGCUGCCCGGCUGCGGGCAGAGCUAGAGCGGGAGCGAGUGGGCAGUGUGUCCCGCUUGGAGCACGAGCGCAUAGUGGGCGCACUUCAGGCCGACGUGGCCCGGCUGCAGGGGCAGCUGGAGGAACUAGGACGCCGCCACGAAAAGACCAGUGCUGAGGUCUUCCAGGUGCAGCGCGAGGCCCUGUUCAUGAAGAGCGAACGGCACGCAGCUGAGGCCCAGCUGGCCACGGCAGAGCAGCAGCUGCGCGGGCUGCGAAUAAUGAUGAAGUGUCGCAUUAUUGAGUGCCUGCUCUUUGCCCAGCAGUUUCACUUACUCACUAUCACAGAGCUCUCCAAGGAGGUCUUCAGUCUUAAGGAGGCGCUGAAGGACCAGCCAGCAGUCCCGGGCAGCUCCGAGGUGGAGGCCCUCCGCAGCCAGGUGGAGGCCCUGCAGGGGCAGCUGGAGGACGCUGCCAGGGAGCACAGCGCAGUGGUGGCCUUGUACCGGAGCCACCUCCUACACGCCAUCCAGGGCCAGAUGGAUGAAGAUGUGCAGCGGAUCCUGAGCCAGAUCCUGCAGAUGCAGAGGCUCCAGGCUCAGGGACGCUGUGCAGCUCUCAGGCCCCUGCCAGGCCCCCCCCCCCCAAAUCAGGGAAUCUGA
Myotis davidii is the source of this 3240-nucleotide messenger RNA. RefSeq names its product ankyrin repeat domain 24 (gene ANKRD24). The record is from RefSeq and is a predicted model, not a curated record. NCBI's taxonomy places the organism in Eukaryota, Metazoa, Chordata, Mammalia, Chiroptera, Vespertilionidae. Gene Ontology annotation, molecular function: actin binding.